Aspergillus pseudonomiae is the source of this 1782-nucleotide messenger RNA. RefSeq names its product fungal specific transcription factor domain-containing protein. The coding region runs from base 1 to 1782 and encodes 593 amino acids. The record is from RefSeq and is a predicted model, not a curated record. NCBI's taxonomy places the organism in Eukaryota, Fungi, Ascomycota, Eurotiomycetes, Eurotiales, Aspergillaceae. The transcript is spliced from 7 exons.
AUGUCGAGUGUGUUUACCCGACUCGACGUCGGAGAACCCGAAGACCAAGGUCCUUACGAGGCCGUGUAUCGCGCAAGGGAGAAUGAUGGUGCUUCCACUGGAAUAUUAUCUGACAUUCUCAGGCGUCUAACUUCAUUGGAGCAAUCUCUGACAGUAGCGCCAUGUCAGUCUCCUGUAGCCGGUGACCGGAGAAGUUCAUCCGCGCCCUCCCAUAAUGGCAUCCUAGAACCUCCUCGGAAUAAUGGCAAUAACAUAUUCGCUCCAGAUAUCAUUCAAGAACACAUUCCCUCUUAUCAUACUACACAGCAGACCACGCCAAAUAUCCCAGUGCUCAGCCCAGAUGCUGGCAGUACCUUGGUUUGGGACGAUGCAUCCAUCACCAAGAACAUGGCCUCCGAAUGGGUCAAUGUGUUCUAUACUCUGUCCUGGGGCCCUGAGCUUCCUGUGGGAAAAGAUUUCUUCCUUCUUCUUCCUGACCUGUUUGACCUACCACACGUCAAGAUCGACACAUCCGCACUUCUUGUAUACUACAACGUUCUUCUGCAAGGGUUAUUCAUGGAUCGAAGGCUCGGGCGCAGGAGAAAAGACUAUGAGUCCUAUAUGUACAGGAAGAUGCUAUUACAUGCGAAAGACUGGGACUUCGAGGCCCAACCUACCCUCACAGACCUUUACGCCGCACUUCUCUUGAUUUUUACAACAAACUUUUUUUUUGAGAGGGAGCUUUCAUGGAAAUUCCAUUGCUCUGCCUACCGCAUAGCCUGUAACCUAGGCUUCUUAUUGCUAGACGCGGACGUCAGUGGCAACUGCCAGUCCCCCCAUGGCCACUCAAUUCAUAAAGACCAGAUGCGGUUCUGUAUCUGGAAUUUGGUGCACAACGAUUGUAUUUUCCGCCUUCAUUUAGACAAGCCAGGCCUGCUCGAUCCUAGCACCAUGGUCGUCAAAUUCCCAGAGCUAUCAACGUGGAACCCUAACGAAGGGCUUAAUCGAUCAGCCCAAAUAAAUUUCUUGGUGGCCACGCGCCUUGCCUUUGCGAAACUGCGGUUUUUCGAUAUGAUGGAUGAUGCACGGCAAAAAGGAUCACAGCCAUCUGACCAGUUAAUAGAGGAUUUAAUCGGGGAGACUCAGACAGCUCUUGCAGACUGGAAAAUAGAUGAAAACCUCGGAGCAGCAGAGUAUAGCAACAGCGUCUGGUUCUACGAUGAACUCAUUCAGAACGCCUGUACCACCGUCAUUCUACUCAAUCGUACAAGAUCAGUAUCAAACAGACAGGCGUCCAAAACCCAGUCGCUUGAGGCGGCAAGGAGGGCAAUUGAAAGCAUGAAGCAAGCAAUGACUAUUGAUUCGUCUGGCUCUUACUGGCCACUAUGUUACUUCUCUUUCUACUCGGUCAUCACUAUCCUUACCAUAUUCGCUAAUAUUUUGGAGACAAAUACGCCUGCCGCCAUCGCUCACGACAUGUCCCUCGCGGUGUGGUUCGGGGCCAUGCUGAUCCAGUGGACAGCCGAGCGCGAGGAACUCAGACCUGUUGAGGCAGCCGUCAACACACUGAACGACAUAUGUCGGCAAGUUAAACUGUGCACGUCCAGCAUACAGGUUCAGCCAAACAGCCAGCUUGUCACGGGAGCGACACCCGCUGACGGGAUAAUGCUCAGCCCCAGCUCGGUCCAAACGCUCGACUGUAUCGGUAUUAAAGUGCAAGAUCUUGUUCAGAAUCCAUAUGAGACAAUUUUACUUGUCGAACGGUGGAUCUACUCUCAGCGUCUUAGCAGUCCUGAGAUAUGA